Molecule: messenger RNA, 1513 nt
Organism: Gorilla gorilla gorilla (western lowland gorilla)
Lineage: Eukaryota; Metazoa; Chordata; Mammalia; Primates; Hominidae
Gene: AGT
Product: angiotensinogen
Biological process (GO): regulation of apoptotic process; regulation of systemic arterial blood pressure by renin-angiotensin
Molecular function (GO): serine-type endopeptidase inhibitor activity
Source: RefSeq, marked provisional
AAGAAGCUGCUGUUGUUCUGGGUACUACAGCAGAAGGGUAUGCGGAAGCGAGCACCCCAGUCUGAGAUGGCUCCUGCCAGCGUGAGCCUGAGGGCCACCAUCCUCUGCCUCCUGGCCUGGGCUGGUCUGGCUGCAGGUGACCGGGUGUACAUACACCCCUUCCACCUCGUCAUCCACAACGAGAGUACCUGUGAGCAGCUGGCAAAGGCCAAUGCCGGGAAGCCCAAAGACCCCACCUUCAUACCUGCUCCGAUUCAGGCCAAGACAUCCCCUGUGGAUGAAAAGGCCCUACAGGACCAGCUGGUGCUAGUCGCUGCAAAACUUGACACCGAAGACAAGUUGAGGGCUGCGAUGGUCGGGAUGCUGGCCAACUUCUUGGGCUUCCGUAUAUAUGGCAUGCACAGUGAGCUAUGGGGCGUGGUCCAUGGGGCCACCGUCCUCUCCCCAACGGCUGUCUUUGGCACCCUGGCCUCUCUCUAUCUGGGAGCCUUGGACCACACAGCUGACAGGCUACAGGCAAUCCUGGGUGUUCCUUGGAAGGACAAGAACUGCACCUCCCGGCUGGAUGCGCACAAGGUCCUCUCUGCCCUGCAGGCUGUACAGGGCCUGCUGGUGGCCCAGGGCAGGGCUGAUAGCCAGGCCCAGCUGCUGCUGUCCACGGUGGUGGGCGUGUUCACAGCCCCAGGCCUGCACUUGAAGCAGCCGUUUGUGCAGGGCCUGGCUCUCUAUACCCCUGUGGUCCUCCCACGCUCUCUGGACUUCACAGAACUGGAUGUCGCUGCUGAGAAGAUUGACAGGUUCAUGCAGGCUGUGACAGGAUGGAAGACUGGCUGCUCCCUGACGGGAGCCAGUGUGGACAGCACCCUGGCUUUCAACACCUACGUCCACUUCCAAGGGAAGAUGAAGGGCUUCUCCCUGCUGGCCGAGCCCCAGGAGUUCUGGGUGGACAACAGCACCUCAGUGUCUGUUCCCAUGCUCUCUGGCAUGGGCACCUUCCAGCACUGGAGUGACAUCCAGGACAACUUCUCGGUGACUCAAGUGCCCUUCACUGAGAGCGCCUGCCUGCUGCUGAUCCAGCCUCACUACGCCUCUGACCUGGACAAGGUGGAGGGUCUCACUUUCCAGCAAAACUCCCUCAACUGGAUGAAGAAACUGUCUCCCCGGGCCAUCCACCUGACCAUGCCCCAACUGGUGCUGCAAGGAUCUUAUGACCUGCAGGACCUGCUCGCCCAGGCUGAGCUGCCCGCCAUUCUGCACACCGAGCUGAACCUGCAAAAACUGAGCAAUGACCGCAUCAGGGUGGGGGAGGUGCUGAACAGCAUUUUUUUUGAACUUGAAGCGGAUGAGAGAGAGCCCACAGAGUCUACCCAACAGCUUAACAAGCCUGAGGUCUUGGAGGUGACCCUGAACCGCCCAUUCCUGUUUGCUGUGUAUGAUCAAAGCGCCACUGCCCUGCACUUCCUGGGCCGCGUGGCCAACCCGCUGAGCACAGCAUGAGGCCAGGGCCCCAGAA